Chinchilla lanigera (long-tailed chinchilla) is the source of this 2154-nucleotide messenger RNA. RefSeq names its product N-acetylglucosaminidase, alpha (gene Naglu). The record is from RefSeq and is a predicted model, not a curated record. NCBI's taxonomy places the organism in Eukaryota, Metazoa, Chordata, Mammalia, Rodentia, Chinchillidae.
GGCGGCCGGGCUGCACCGCUACCUGCGCGACUUCUGCGGCUGUCACGUGGCCUGGUCGGGCGUCCAGCUGCGCCUGCCGCGCCCGCUGCCCGCGGUGCCCGGGGAGCUGACCGAGGCCUCGCCCUACAGGUACCGCUACUACCAGAACGUGUGCACACAUAGCUACUCCUUCGUGUGGUGGGACUGGCCGCGCUGGGAGCGGGAGAUCGACUGGAUGGCGCUGCACGGCAUCAACCUGGCCCUGGCCUGGGGUGGCCAGGAGGCCAUCUGGCAGCGGGUGUACCUGGCCCUGGGCCUGACCCAGGCAGAGAUUGACGAGUACUUCACCGGCCCGGCCUUCCUGGCCUGGGGGCGCAUGGGCAACCUGCACAGCUGGGGCGGCCCCCUGCCCCGCGCCUGGCACCUCAAGCAGCUCUACCUGCAGCACCGGGUUCUGGACCGCAUGCGCGCGCUGGGCAUGACCCCUGUGCUCCCUGCGUUUGCUGGGCAUGUCCCCAAGGCCAUCGCCAGGGUGUUUCCGCAGGUCAGCGUCACCCAGCUGGGCAGCUGGGGACACUUCAACUGCUCCUACUCCUGCGCCUUCCUCCUGGCUCCGGGAGACCCCCUCUUCCCGCUCAUCGGGAGCCUCUUCCUGCGGGAGCUGACCAGGGAGUUCGACACAGACCACAUCUACGGGGCGGACACUUUCAACGAGAUGCAGCCGCCCUCCUCUGACCCUGCCUACCUGGCCAACGCCACUGCCGCUGUGUUCGAGGCCAUGGCUGCAGUGGACCCCGAUGCUGUGUGGCUGCUCCAAGGCUGGCUCUUCCAGAACCAGCCUGAGUUCUGGGGUCCGGCCCAGGUUGGGGCAGUGCUGGGGGCCGUCCCGCAGGGCCGCCUGCUGGUUCUGGACCUGUUCGCCGAGAGCCAGCCCGUCUACGCCCGCACGGCCUCCUUCCGGGGCCAGCCGUUCAUCUGGUGCAUGCUGCACAACUUCGGCGGGAACCACGGCCUCUUCGGAGCCCUGGAGGCCGUGAACCAGGGCCCCGCGGCCGCCCGCCUCUUCCCCAACUCCACCAUGGUGGGCACGGGCAUCGCGCCAGAGGGCAUCGGCCAGAACGAGGUGGUUUACGCACUCAUGGCAGAGCUAGGCUGGCGGAAGGACCCCGUGCCCGAUCUGUCGGCCUGGGUGGGCCGCUUCGCAGAGCGGCGGUACGGGGCGGCCCAGCCAGAUGCCGCGGCAGCCUGGAGACUCCUGCUCCGCAGCGUGUACAACUGCUCGGGCGAGGCCUGCCGAGGCCACAACCGCAGCCCGCUGGUCCGGCGGCCGUCCCUGCAGAUGAACACCACGGUGUGGUACAACAGAUCCGAUGUGUUUGAGGCCUGGCGGCUGCUGCUCAAGGCCUCACCCAACCUGACCGCCAGCCCGGCCUUCCGCUACGACCUGCUGGACGUCACCCGGCAGGCGCUGCAGGAGCUCGUCAGCUUGUACUACGAGGAGGCGCGGGCGGCCUACCUGCAGCAGGAGCUGGUGGGGUUGCUGAGGGCUGGCGGCCUCCUGGCCUACGAGCUCCUGCCUGCCCUGGACGAGGUGCUGGCCAGUGACCGCCACUUCCUGCUGGGCAGCUGGCUGGCGCAGGCCCGGGCGGCCGCCGUGAGCGAGGCCCAGGCCGAUCUGUACGAGCUGAACAGCCGUUAUCAGCUGACUUUGUGGGGGCCGGAAGGCAACAUCCUGGACUACGCCAACAAGCAGCUGGCGGGGCUGGUGGCCCACUACUAUGCGCCCCGCUGGCGGCUCUUCGUGGAGUCGCUGGCCGACAGCCUGGCCAGGGCUGCCCCUUUCCAGCAGCGCCGGUUCAACAGGGACGUCUUCCGGCUGGAACAGGCCUUCGUCCUAAGCAGCCGGAGGUACCGCAGCCAGCCCCAGGGCGACACUGUGGACCUGGCCAGGAGGGUCUUCCUCAAGUUUGCCCCCCCGAGGGCGGCUGGCGCCAGCUGACAGUCACCACAAGGCCACGUUCCCCUGGACUCGGCCUGGAGCCAGGCCAGCACCGCCGGGACCUUGGGCCUGGGGGAAGGGGCCGAGGCUUGGCGCAGGAGGCCGGGGUGGCCGGGGCGAGCUGACCUCCACCGCCACCCAGCUUGGGAAUAAAGUGCUGCUUCCUGUCACCUUCA